Molecule: messenger RNA, 2621 nt
Organism: Conger conger (European conger)
Lineage: Eukaryota; Metazoa; Chordata; Actinopteri; Anguilliformes; Congridae
Gene: kpna5
Product: karyopherin alpha 5 (importin alpha 6)
Exons: 14
Coding region: 147-1766 (539 amino acids)
Biological process (GO): NLS-bearing protein import into nucleus
Cellular component (GO): nucleoplasm; cytoplasm; nucleus
Molecular function (GO): protein binding; nuclear import signal receptor activity
Source: RefSeq, a predicted model, not a curated record
CCACUCGAGGGGGGCUGUUGGGAAAUUUGUCAGCGAUUGACAGAGAGGGACGCCAUAUUGAGUUCAGCUGUAUUAACUAGGAAAGGUUGUGCCAAGGAAAUAAACUAUUUCAAUAUUUACACAGCAACCAAGAACUUCUAGAUUUAAUGGACGCGAUGGCGAGCCCGGGGAAGGAUAAUGACCGAAUGAAGAGCUAUAAGAACAAAGCCCUGAACCCGCAGGAGAUGCGGCGGAGGCGGGAGGAGGAGGGCAUUCAGCUGCGCAAACAGAAGAGGGAGGAGCAGCUGUUUAAGAGAAGGAACGUGUCUCUGCCCGUGGGCGAUGAGUCCAUGCUGGAAUGUCCCAUCCAAGACCCCGAUGUCAGCUCCACCGUGCCUGUCUCAGGUGAAGCCAUCAUAACUCCAGACAUGAGACAGAUGAUCUUCUCUGACGACCCCGACCAGCAGCUCAUAGCAACACAGAAGUUUAGAAAACUGCUCUCCAAAGAGCCCAACCCUCCCAUCGAUGAGGUCAUCCUUACACCUGGGGUUGUGAACAAGUUUGUAGAGUUCCUCAAAAGAAGUGAAAACUGCAAUUUGCAGUUUGAGGCUGCCUGGGCGCUGACGAAUAUCGCAUCUGGGACCUUCCUGCAUACUAAAGUGGUCAUUGAAACGGGAGCCGUGCCCAUCUUCAUCGAACUCCUCAAUUCUGACUACGAGGUCGUCCAGGAGCAGGCCGUGUGGGCGCUUGGGAACAUCGCUGGGGACAACGCAGAGUGCAGAGACUAUGUGCUGAGCUGUGGCAUCCUGCCUUCACUUCAACAGCUGCUGGCCAAGUCCACUCGUCUCACUACCACGCGAAACGCAGUCUGGGCUCUGUCCAACCUCUGUCGGGGCAAGAACCCCCCUCCCGAUUUCUCCAAGGUGUCCCCCAGUUUGAGUGUGUUGUCCCAGCUGCUCUUCAACAGUGACCCAGAUAUACUGGCAGAUGCGUGCUGGGCGCUCUGCUACCUGUCCGACGGGCCCAACGACAAGAUCCAGAUAGUGAUCGACUCGGGAGUGUGUCGCAGACUGGUGGAGCUGCUCAUGCACAACGAAUACAAGGUGGUGUCUCCUGCAUUGCGAGCUGUGGGUAACAUUGUCACAGGAGAUGGCAUCCAGACUCAGGUGAUUCUGAACUGCUCAGCUCUGCCCCGUCUGCUGAACCUGCUCAGCAGCCCUAAAGAGUCCAUCAGGAAGGAGGCCUGCUGGACCAUCUCUAACAUCACCGCCGGCAACCGCUCACAGAUCCAGGCAGUAAUCGAAGCCGACAUCUUCCCUGUGUUGAUUGAGAUUCUCCAGAAGGCAGAAUUCCGAACCAGGAAGGAAGCAGCCUGGGCCAUUACCAAUGCCACCUCUGGGGGCACUACUGAGCAGAUCAGGUACCUGGUGUCGCUGAACACCAUCAAGCCCAUGUGCGACCUGCUUACAGUGAUGGACUCCAAGAUCGUGCAGGUGUCUCUGAACGGAUUGGAGAACAUUCUUCGCCUGGGCGAGCAGGAAGCCAAGAAGAACGGCACGGGCAUCAACCCCUACUGUGCCCUCAUCGAAGAGGCCUAUGGUCUGGAUAAGAUCGAGUUCCUGCAGAGCCACGAGAACCAGGAGAUCUACCAGAAGGCCUUCGACUUGAUCGAGCGCUACUUUGUGGUGGAGGAGGAGGACGCUAGCAUUGCGCCACAGGUGGACCAGCACCAGGGCCAGUUCAUCUUUCAGCAGCCCGAGGGGCCGAUGGAAGGCUUUAAGCUCUAGUCCCGACUCCUGCCACGCCCGCCCUCCUCUGCUCCCCGCUCCUCCCGUCCCUAGGCGCGCAAGCCUCCUCUCAGCAGCAGGGGACGCCCGGACUCGCCUGCAGAGGGGGCCAGAGACGCUCCACGAGAGGCCCCCAGCAGCGCCCUCCGCAGCCUCGCCCUUUGACUACACUUCCCAGAAUGCACUGCGUGAGCCUGGAUACUGCUGCAAGAAAAAAAAAAAAGCUUUCUUUCCUCUUUUUUUAGUUUCUUCUUUUCUUCUUAUUUUAUUUUGUAAAUGUAGACUCUGGUAUGGUAGAAUCUCCAUCCACAAUGACUACCUCUUCCGUCAGUCAGCAGAACUACCGUGGAAAAUGAAAUGAGACAAAAUUUGCGUGUGAAAUUGAUGCGUGCAAUUGGGCCCUCUGACACAGCGUGUGUGUGAGUGUGCGUGUGUGCGUGCGUGUGUGUGUGAGCCUGCGUAUGCGUGUUUACAUGUGUGUGCCUGUGUGCGUAUGGCACAAUGUAAAACUACCGGUAUUUUACGUUAGAAUGUACUGUGUGUGGUCUUCUGUGAGUAUGUGCAAAAUUGUCUGGGCUCCAUUGACCAGCAGGGAAGAUAGUUUAGUUCCAUGCAUUCUGUGUGGCUGAGAGAGGUUGCUAUAACCUUUUAUAUGAACCGUAACUAUAUUUAUAUUCCCAUAGAGUAUAUUUAUAAUCUUUGCUGAUGUGCAGCAAGCGACAAGUUGUCAGUUACCUUUUAAACUUGAAAGGGAACAGCUGCACUUGAGAUUUGCAGUGAAAAUGUGCACAGUGCAUGUAGCAGUUCCGUGUGACAUGACUCCAUGUAAAAUUAUUUAUUCUUUUGAAGGGGUGC